Molecule: messenger RNA, 1976 nt
Organism: Panicum virgatum (switchgrass)
Lineage: Eukaryota; Viridiplantae; Streptophyta; Magnoliopsida; Poales; Poaceae
Exons: 1
Coding region: 286-1749 (487 amino acids)
Molecular function (GO): S-adenosylmethionine-dependent methyltransferase activity
Source: RefSeq, a predicted model, not a curated record
UCCUACUCUCUUCAGUUCCGCUUCAUGAAGCUGCGAUUUCCCGUGGAAGCCGCAGGCCGCCAGGAAAUGAGACCGCGUCCCGUCCCUUCCACCUACGCGCCCCCUCCCGUCCUACGGUUUCCCGAUCCCGUGCCCCUCCUCGCCGGCGACUCGCGCUCCAACCACACCACGCCACCGCCCGCUGAAUCGGUCGCCUCGUCGCGCGAUCGGCCCCGCUGCCGCUGAAAUCAGGGUUGAUUGCCAGGGGCAGGGAGUCUGCCUCGCGCGCAGGACGCGGGGGGAGGCAUGAGGCGCGUGUCGUUCACGCGCGCCGUCCUGCUCCUCGGCGUCGUCGCGCUCGGGCUCUGGCUCCUGAGCGUGGAAUUCGCCGUGGUCGGCGGCGGGGGGAGUGCCGCCGACCCCGCCGUCAGGGCCGCGGUGGCCGGGAGGAGGACCCACGCCCAGGCGGCUGUCCGGUCGCCGGACGCGUGGCGCACCCGCGAGUGGCGGCGGGAGGUCGACCGCCACGCCGCCGUCCUCCGCAGGCACCUCGCGGACGGCAUGCUCGCCGCGUCCUCCGUCGCGGUCUGCCUCGGCGGCGCCCAGGAGGCGAUGGCGCUGCGGGAGCUCGGCGUGGUCGGCGCCGUCGCGGUCACCAGGAAGCGGUCCCCGCCCCUCGCCGUCGCGGGAAACGACCGCCGGCUCCCGUUCCCGGACUCCUCCGUCGACUUCGUCUUCGCCGGGCGCGCCCUCGACCGCACCAAGCGCCAGGCCGACCUCGCCAGCGAGGCGGCACGGAUCAUGAAGCCGGACGGCCACGGCCACCUCGUGGUCCUGACGUCCGGCGCCGGCGACGCCUACAGCCUCCGGUCCCUCCAGGCUCUCCUCCCAUCCCUCCGGUUGUUCCGCUCCCGCGUGAUCAACGGCGCGGAUGGCUCCACGCUCCGGGAGCUGGUCUUCCGGAAGCAUGCAGACGUCUCCAACGGCAACAAUUCCGCAGGCAACUGCACGAAUCGCGAUCACAAGCUCGAAAUCAUCGGCCUCGCCGAGCCACUGAUCCAACAAGAGCCGGCAAAGCCAUGGCUCGCGCUGAAGAGGAACAUCAAGAACAUCAGGUACCUGCCGGCGCUCGCCGACAUCGGCUUCAAGCGCCGGUACGUGUACAUCGACGUCGGCGCCCGGAGCUACGGAUCCAGCAUCGGCAGCUGGUUCCGGAAGCAGUACCCGAGGCAGAACCACACCUUCGAGGUGUUCGCCGUCGAGGCUGACCCGGCGUUCCACGCCGAUUACGCCAGGAGGAAAGGCGUCACCCUGCUCCCCUACGCCGCCUGGGUACGGAACGAGACGCUCAGCUUCGAGAUCAACGAUGGCCCCGGCAAGAAGGGCGAUCACAACGCCAGAAAGCCGAACGGCCGCGGCAUGGGCCGCAUCAGGCCGGCGGCGGGCUCGAUGGACGGGGUGUCUUCCGGCGAGGUGCGGCGUAUCCCGGCGUUCGACCUCGCCGAGUGGCUGAAGCGGACGGUCUCCGAGCUGGACUACGUGGUGAUGAAGAUGGACGUGGAGGGCACCGAGUUCGACCUCAUCCCGAGGAUGAUCGACACCGGAGCGAUCUGCCUCGUCGACGAGCUGUUCCUCGAGUGCCAUUACAACCGGUGGCAGAGGUGCUGCCCCGGCGAGCGGUCGCCCAAGUACUCCAACACGUACGGCGAGUGCCUGGAUCUGUCCAUCUCACUCCGGAACAGCGGCGUGCUUGUGCAUCAAUGGUGGUGAUUAGUACACAAGGAAUGCGUCUUUGAACUGUCAACUCAAAGGUUUUAAUCAUAGAUGGACAAUUUUUGUGGGGCUCUCCAAUUGGAUUUUGCUCCCUGAACACAGAAUUGGAUUUUUUUUUGGAUGACAUUGUUUCUUCCAAAGGCUAUGUUGUUGUUGUUGGAUGACAUUGUUUCUGUAGGUUAAUGAUUGUUUCUUGUAGUUACAUGAAGAGGAGCAAUCUAUUG